AUGCCUGCCGCUGCCGACGGAACAACGGUCCUUCCUCAGCUGGAGCCCCGGCUCCAGCCUAGGAUUGUACGCGUCGCCGCGGCUCAGUUCGAGCCCGUGCCUUUUGAUCUCGAGGCCAACAUCGCCAAGGCCUGCAAGUACAUUACCGAGGCGGGGCAUAAGGGAGCCAAACUCAUCGCAUUCGCGGAAUGUGCGAUUCCAGGUUAUCCCUACUGGAUCUGGACCCGCUCCAUCGACAUGGAGAUGGCAGAGAAGUACAUGAAUAAUUGUCUCAAGGUCGACUCACCCCAGUUCCAGCUGCUCUGUGCCGCUGCCAAAGAGGCCAAGGUCUCCGUCCACCUGGGCUUCUCCGAGCACUACAACCGGACCUUGUACAUCGCCUCGGCCAUGAUCGGCGCCGACGGCGAGAUCAAGAUGACGCGGAGGAAGAUCAAGCCAACGCACAUGGAGCGGACCAUCUUCGGGGACGGGAGCGGCGCGUCGCUGAUGAAUGUCGUCGACAUUCGCGGCAUUGGCAAGGUCGGCGGCCUCAACUGCUGGGAGCACACUCAGCCCUUGCUCCGUUACCAUACUUACAGCCAGGGAGAGGAGAUUCAUGUCGCCGCAUGGCCCGCGAUGCUCAGCUGGGAAAGUGGCAAGAGUCCCUAUCACACUGCAGCUGAGGGUAAGGAAGCCUUAGAGCAAAUCCACAGCGUUGAAGGCAGCUGCUUUUCCCUCUACGUCAACAGCAUCCUGCCACAGAGCACCAUCGACCUUCAGAAUUGCAAGGAGGGAGCUCUCUUCAACAAACCCGGCGGAGGCUUGACGCAGAUCUUCGCACCCGACGGAUCGCCACUUGAGACCUACGUGCAGACGCUGAAGGAGGACGAGGAGGGUCUUGUCAUUGCUGAUCUUGACUUGAGGGAAAUCGACAGAGCGAAGCAUUACCUCGACACCCACGGACAUUACAGCCGACCCGACCUCCUAUGGCUCGGCGUCGACAAACGUGAGAAGAAGCACGUCCGGUACGAAUAA
This is a messenger RNA of Cryphonectria parasitica EP155, 1014 nucleotides long. RefSeq names its product carbon-nitrogen hydrolase. Gene Ontology annotation, molecular function: catalytic activity. The record is from RefSeq and is a predicted model, not a curated record. The transcript is spliced from 3 exons. Bases 1 to 1014 code for a protein of 337 amino acids. Lineage: Eukaryota; Fungi; Ascomycota; Sordariomycetes; Diaporthales; Cryphonectriaceae.